AUGCCGAAACAAAAUUCUGCUAGGAUUAGUGAGGCACAGCGUCAGCGACAAGUGAUAUCAAAAAAGUUUGAAAAAUAUGCUCCAAGCACUGUUUAUUUACAAGUUCUUGGUUCAGGAGCAAGGGGAGCACCCAAUUCAUUAUAUCUUUUCACCGACCAGAAGCGAUACCUGUUUAACUGUGGGGAAUGCACCCAAAGGCUAGCCCAUGAGCACAAAGUAAGAUUAUCUAGACUCGACCACAUUUUCAUCACAAAUAAAACUUGGAAAAAUAUUGGAGGUCUGCCGGGACUAUCUCUAACACUUCAGGAUGUCGGUGUACCUAACAUUACAUUACAUGGACCGGAAGGCUUAGAUGAAUUGUACAAUGCAACAAGGAGGUUUGUUAUAAUGAAAGACAUGAAUGUUACAAUGGCAAAAUGCAGUCCCAGUGAAGAUUUUGAAGAUAAUGUAAUGACAGUGAAAUAUAUUAUUAUGUCGAGCACAGAUGAAAGUAUAUUACAGACUGAACUGAAACCUCUUAAAAAGAAACCAAAAUUAGAUGAACCAAUACAAGAAAAAGAGUUUGAAGAGUUCAUUCACGAUGACACAGAUUAUUAUAAACGGGACAAUGAUCAAGGGGAUAAAACUAAAAAUAAUAAUACAUAUGCAAAACCUAAAACGAAACAUCCUUUUGAUAAAGAGGCUUAUAAGAAAAAAGAAGAAAAAGUUCUGCAUGACUUGCAGAGAAAUACACACAGUUGUGUAGCCUAUAUAUGUACACUUAAGAAACGUUUAGGUACUUUGGAUCUCGAAAAGUGUGUACAAUUUGGUGUUAAACCUGGUCCUCUGUUAGGACAACUGAAAAGUGGCCAAGAUGUUGUUUUACCUGACGGCACUUUGGUGCAUUCAAAGGAUGUAAAAACACCUGAUGAUCCGGGACCAGUGUUUAUUGUUCUCGAAGUACCGGAUCUGUCAUAUUUGCAAGAAUCGGAGUUUGUGUUGCAUUUCGACGACGGCAGCAAUCCCGCAGAAAACAUUCCAACACUAAUAGUACAUUACACACCACCACAUGUACUGCAUCAUCCUAAAUACAGCGAGUUUAUGUCAAAGUUUGGUCCGAAGACCAGGCACUUGGUGCUCAACUCACAGAACACUUGCCUUGGCUCGGAAGCUGUGCACAGGACACAACACAAGUUGCACUUACUGGACGCUGACGUGUUUCCGUUGCUACGGGACGUGAGCGUGCCGGCUACGUGGGCGCCUACCGUGUCCACAACGCCCACGACGCCCACUAGUACUCCAACUCCCGCACGGCUUAAGGGACUCGACGAACUUAAGAACAAGAUCGCGGUGGCCCAGUUCCAGAAUAUAAUCAGUAUGGAGGGUAGCGCGGGAGACGGGGACCUGCACGCGGUGGACUCUAACAAACUGGACCUCAUAGCUGGACGGACACUUACCAUGUUCCAUCUUAGACCAAAGAGACAGCUUGAUAGAUCGGCGGAACCCAAGCUUCAUAUCCAGGAUUACAUCAAAGAGACCAUGGAUGUAGAUGGGUUCGUUGGUAGCCUGGAACACUUCAGGCGUGUGGUGGACAGCAUGCGGUACACGAAAAACGACCUUCAGAAGGAAUAUCCUAAGGUCGUGUUUCUAGGAACCGGCUCCUGCAUACCGAGUAAGACGAGGAACACGAGCGCUAUUGUUGUACAAAUUGAUGAAAAUCAUUCGAUGCUGCUAGACUGUGGCGAAGGUACUUUUGGUCAGCUGGUCCGUUUCUAUGGACCGAAGAGAGUCAACGGUUUCUUGAGGUCCUUGAAGGCUGUUUAUGUAUCACAUUUACAUGCUGACCAUCACCUCGGUUUAUUUGGGGUUCUUCAGGCUCGUAGGGAAGCCAUGGAAGAGACCGAAUGUUCAGAACCUCUGUAUCUCCUCGCUCCAGGUCAGAUAGUAACCUGGUUGUCCAUGUAUGACACUCAGUUUGAGAGUAUACGGAGCGAGUUCACACUUAUACCUAAUCAGAACUUGUUGGAGGCAAAAUUAAACGAUCCGUCAAACACGGAUAUGACGUCAGCAGUACUCUCUAGUAUCGGCAUUCAACACAUCGACACAUGUCUAGUGUCACACUGCCCUAACGCGUUCGGUGUGGCCAUACAAGUUGACGAACAACACAAAAUAACGUACUCCGGAGAUACAAUACCCUGCGAAGAAUUAGUUAAGAUAGGUAGAAAUUCCACUCUACUAAUCCACGAAGCAACUAUGGAGGACGAGCUAGCAGAGGAAGCUCGAAUUAAGAUGCACUCCACCACAAGCCAGGCUAUAAACAUCGGACAACAGAUGAAUGCCAAGUACACCGUACUGACUCACUUCAGUCAGAGAUACGCGCGCCUGCCGCGACUCAACUCACACAUACUACACGAUAACAACAGCGUUGGUAUCGCCUUCGACAAUAUGCAGAUAACAAUGAGCGACCUAGACCUCCUGCCACACAUGUACGCUCCCCUACAGUUGAUGUUCGCUGAUCAUUGCGUGGAUUUGGAAAUGAAAGCAGCCAAUAGAGCACGACAGAAGGAGAAGCGGCCAUCAUCCCCGCCCAUAGACACGUCCGGUACAAAGAGGAACCAUAGACAAGACAUAGAUAAAAUAAAAGUCGAAUGUAACAGUAGUGGCAGUAGCUGA
Danaus chrysippus (African queen) is the source of this 2652-nucleotide messenger RNA. The record is from the annotation of a GenBank genome assembly. NCBI's taxonomy places the organism in Eukaryota, Metazoa, Arthropoda, Insecta, Lepidoptera, Nymphalidae.